AUGUCCCGAGAGUUCUCUGGUUCAUUUCCCGGGCCCGACCAGAUGUCGUUGCCGAAGAUAUAUGCCAAUGGGGACCAUCGCCUGCGACACCUCCCGCACCUCCCGCCCAUGCCGUCUCCGCCCCCGCCCAAACGGUACAAAUCCGAGUCGAACCCACCGAGCGAAGUUGGCAGCCGGUACUACUCCCACUCCGUGGGCGCCAGCGAGCGAGCUCGAUCACGACAACCGUCCACCGCCAUGGACCUUUGCACCAUGAUCGAUCGAGAUCCGGUGGAUACAGAUCCCAGGAGGAACGCUCGCUUCAUGAGCAAUGGGUCGGUAGCGACGCAGGCGUCCGCAGUGUCCAACGCCUCGCAUCUCUCGCGAUCAUCCCCCGUUAUAUACUCAGACCGCAAAAUCCCCGAAAAGUACCCCUGUUAUAAAGAAAACGGCCGAUUGUACCACGGUUAUCGAAAGGGUGUCUACCCACUCCCGUGUGACGAAGAAGAGCAGGACCGCCUCGACAUCUUCCACAAACUGUUCACGGUAGCCCGGGCGGGGGAUGGACUGAUCUAUGCACCACUCCCACCAAAGCCCAGAAUUUUGGAUCUGGGCUGCGGCACAGGGAUUUGGAGCAUUGAAGUGGCCAACAAGCUUCCCGACGCCUUUGUGGUCGGAUGCGACCUCGCCCCAAUCCAGCCAGCAAACACCCCCAAGAACUGCGAUUUCUAUGCCCCCUUUGACUUCGAAUCUCCCUGGACUCUGGGCGACGAUUCCUGGGAUCUCAUCCAUAUGCAGAUGGGCGCCGGCAGCGUCGCCAGCUGGCUCAGCCUCUACCGUCGCGUCCACCAACAUCUUCGACCGGGCGGCUGGUUCGAGCAGAUCGAGAUCGACCUGCGGCCGCGCUGUGAGGAGAAGGACCCCGGGCGGGCUUUGUCCAGCUGGUAUUCAACGCUGCGGCAUGCGACUGAAUCCACCAUGCGACCCAUGGCGCACAGCACCAGCGAGACGAUCCGGAACCUCCAGAGCGCAGGCUUCACCGAGAUCGACCACCAGAUCGUCGGGCUCCCUCUGAAUCCAUGGCACAAGGAUGAGCAUGAGCAGAAGGUCGCCCGCUGGUAUAACCUGGCUAUCUCGGAGAGCGUGCUCCCGCUGAGCUUGGCGCCUUUCAGCCGCGUCCUUGGCUGGACCAGAGAGCAGAUCGAUCGGAUUGCUGCAGAUGUGAAGCAGGAGGCCUUUGACAAAAAGACCCACACCUUCAACCUACUGCAUAUAUAUCAGGCACGGAAGCCCCUUGUCCCCGUGCCUGUGGAUUGA
This is a messenger RNA of Penicillium olsonii, 1296 nucleotides long. The record is from the annotation of a GenBank genome assembly. NCBI's taxonomy places the organism in Eukaryota, Fungi, Ascomycota, Eurotiomycetes, Eurotiales, Aspergillaceae.